AUGGUUUCAGCUCUACGAGUAAUGUUUAUUGAAGACCUGUUAGGAAUUUCGUUAAGUUCAGCGGCAAGAUUUUUGAGUGAGGUCGAAGCAGAAGUGGUGAAAUGGAGCGGAUCAGUUGGAGGCAUAGUUGAUGCAUCUGUAGACAAAGUCUGGACCAUGGUUUCUCAAACCAAGAAACUAGCAGCAUGGAUGCCAAUGGUUGAAAGAUGCACUGACUUAGCUGGAGAAGAAGGCGUUCCAGGUUAUGUUCGAUUAGUAUCAGGAUUCAUGUUCCCCCAACUAGAUGGUGACAGGUCAUGGAUUAAGGAAAGGUUGGUUUCUAUGGAUUCUACAUCACACAGCUACGUUUACAAAAUGGAAGCCAGCAAUGUUGGUUUAGAUGGAUCAAUAAAUACAUUAAAACUUGUUGAUUAUGGGGAUGAUUCCACACUAGUUAACUGGUCAUUUCAGAUAGACCCUUUGGAAGGUGCAUCUGAGGAUAGCAUAAUAGAUUAUCUUGGAUUUCUGUAUAAAUCUGGCAUUAAUAGGAUUGAAGGUGCUUUAAAAGCUUCAUCAACAGGAGUUUAA
This is a messenger RNA of Dovyalis caffra, 567 nucleotides long. The record is from the annotation of a GenBank genome assembly. NCBI's taxonomy places the organism in Eukaryota, Viridiplantae, Streptophyta, Magnoliopsida, Malpighiales, Salicaceae.